GCGAAAAUAACUUUACUUUCAAAAAAAUGGCAAAAAUCAAAAGUAAAUUAUUGUGUUUUACAAGUAUACAAAAACAUAUACUUAAAAAUUCAAGCUUAAGAAAUAAAUUUUGGACAGAUGAUAAAUACUCAACGCUCUACUGGAUAAGCGUAUUAAUUGGAUCUUUUGCGUUAUGUGUAUUUUUGUCGUACGAUAUAGUCUUGAAAUGGUAUGAUUCCCCAGUGAACAGAUUUAAUAUUAAUGAACCACGGCACAUAUCUGAAAAUCCAUUUCCUGCAAUAACAAUUUGUCACAACGAUCCAAUUAGUUCAAAUAAAAUGAACUUGGCCUCUGUACUGAAUUGGGAGCGACAAAACAAAACCGACGAAGAAUGGCAGACACUGAACGUAGUAUAUGAAAUGUGUCAUUGGAAACAUAAAAUCGUUAAACUAGAAAAUAUAGAUCCAAAAAUUGUCUAUAAAGUACUGAAAGAAUUUUCUACUAAAUGCGAAGACACUAUAAAACAAAUACGUUGGAAAGAUAAAAUCAUUGAUCGUCCUUGCGAAAUCAUGCAGCCUGUAUUUUUAUUAAAUAAUUUAUGUUUCAGUUUCAAUGCAUUACCAUAUCAUGAUAUGUAUAGACAAGUUCCAUACAAAUUACAGGAUGUACUUCAAACAGGUAAAAAAUGGUCAAAUUUAACGAGUAACUGGAAUUUGGAUGAUGGUUAUAGUGAUAAUUUAACAUCAAUACCAUGGAAUAUGAAAUCGACAUCAUUUUGGAAUACUGUCGAGUUUAUAUUGGCACAAAAAGAUGCAAAUUAUGGUUGUUCCAGUAAACAAGGAUUUACAGUUUAUUUUCAUAGUCCAUCAGACGUCCCAGAUUAUUCACAUUCUUCCUUAAAACUUUCAAAAAAUAGUCAUAGCUAUGUUCAAAUAAUAACUCAGUUAUCGUUGACAGACGAUGGCUUAAAAAGUUGGACACCUCAAAAACGAGGAUGUUAUUAUUUGAACGAGAAGUGGCUGAAGUACAACACAAAGUAUUCGUAUAUAAAUUGUUAUGUCGAAUGUCAGGUGAAUUAUACUAAGAGUUUGUGUGGUUGUACUCCAAUUUUCAGAAUGAGCAGUUCUUUUCCUGUGUGUGGACCCAAAUUACAACAUUGUCAAGCAAAUGCCGCAAUUCAAAUACAGAGAGCAUACCGUACAUGCAAAUGUUUGCCAUCUUGUACGGACAUUGAUUACGAAUUAUCUUAUUCGACGGUAUCUAAAAACUUCAGUUAUAUAAAAAAAUCAUUAAUGUUUUUGGACAACUUAACUGACAGCAAUGAUUUGGCCAGCAUUGAAGCCACAGUUAAUUUGGAACACACGUGGCCUUUGAGAAGAAACGCCGAAGAUACUAAUUUAGGAUACAUAGGUAAAAUUGCUGGGAUGACGAAUUUGUGCCGUGGAGUGAGCCUGAUUUCAGUAUUGGAAAAUUUUUAUUUCUUUUUUAUCAAUCCUUUUUUUCAAUGAAAAAAAAUAUUUUAUACAUAAUAACUAAUUAAUUCAUUCAUUCGAGUUAAUGGUUAU
Molecule: messenger RNA, 1544 nt
Organism: Rhopalosiphum maidis (corn leaf aphid)
Lineage: Eukaryota; Metazoa; Arthropoda; Insecta; Hemiptera; Aphididae
Product: pickpocket protein 28-like
Exons: 10
Coding region: 27-1487 (486 amino acids)
Biological process (GO): sodium ion transmembrane transport
Cellular component (GO): membrane
Molecular function (GO): ligand-gated sodium channel activity
Source: RefSeq, a predicted model, not a curated record